Messenger RNA from Sorex fumeus (smoky shrew), 885 nucleotides. Its product is annotated as GTPase IMAP family member 7-like. Gene Ontology annotation, molecular function: GTP binding. The transcript has a single exon. Bases 1 to 885 code for a protein of 294 amino acids. Lineage: Eukaryota; Metazoa; Chordata; Mammalia; Eulipotyphla; Soricidae. The record is from RefSeq and is a predicted model, not a curated record.
AUGGACGACCCUCAGUUGAACGACCGUCAAUCCAACGCCCUGAGGAUUGUCCUUGUAGGGAAAACAGGAAGUGGUAAAAGUGCCACAGCCAACACCAUUCUUGGGGAAAACAGAUUUAUUUCACAACUGUCUUCUGCCUCUGUAACAAAAAAAUGCCGGAAAGAGUUUGGGAAAUGGAAGGAGAGGACUAUCCUCGUCGUGGACACGCCGGGGAUCUUUGACACCAAGGAGAAGGUGGACACCACCUGCAAGGAGAUCAGCAAGUGUGUCCUCUACUCCUCCCCGGGCCCUCACGCCAUCAUCCUGGUGCUGCAGCUGAACCGCUACACAGAGGAAGAUCAGAAAGUCUGCGCUAUGGUCAAGACUCUCUUUGGGGAGUCAGUCACCAGACACAUGAUCAUCGUGUUUACUCGGAAAGAAGACCUGGAGGGCAAAAGUCUAUGUGACUUCAUAGAAGCUGACGUGAGCCUAAAAAACAUGGUCAAGGAGUGUGGGAACCGCUGCUGUGCCUUCAGCAAUAGAGCAAAGGAGGAUGAGAAGGAAGCUCAGGUGCAGGAGCUGAUCCAGCUGAUAGAGAAAAUGAUGCACAACAACGCCCACUUCACUGAUAACAUAUAUGAGGAUGUAGAGAAAAGGCUAAGACAGAAGACUAAGGCCUUGAUCAAAAUUUUUGAUAGUCAGUUGGAAAAGGAAAUUCAACUAAUAGAAGAAGAAUAUGUCACUAAGACACAGGGAGAAAAGGAGGAAAGAAUAGAAUUGCUGAAACAGCAACAUGCUGCUCGAAUAAGAAAUAUAAGGGAAGAAGCUGAAAAGAACACAUUUGAGGAGGUUCUCAACAUAAUUAGAAAUUUCUUUUCAAAAUUAUUGUCUCCUUUUUGGAAGUAA